AAUGGACGUUAGGGAUCUUAGCACGGUGAAUUCAGUUGACCAAUGAGAAGGGCGGAUUCUGCUGCCUACAGCGCCGCGUCGAAGUCCACUUACUUUUCUGGGAGCUUGGUGCCCGGUAAACUAAACCGUGGAGGAUUUAGGGGGGGAAUUGAAUGUUGGUGGACCUCUUUAGUCCUCCCCCACCCCCUUCGUAGACGCCGACAGAGUCCAUAGUCCAGACGGCAAUUUCCCGCGGUCGGUGCCCAGCCAGCGAAGCGGGAGCCAUGCCUGUCCCCGCUGGAUACCUCAGCGACUCCCCUGCCGCGGCCUUCGCAGCCUCGGCCUCGCUUAUCCCGCCGCCGCCGAUAAACACCCAGCAGCCCGGUGUUGUCACCUCGCUGCUGUACAGCGGCUCCAAGUUCAGGGGCCACCAGAAGAGCAAGGGGAACUCUUACGACGUGGAGGUUGUUUUACAGCAUGUCACCAUGGAGGAUUCCUACUUGUGUGGCUACCUGAAGAUAAAAGGACUGACUGAGGAAUACCCAACUCUGACCACGUUUUUCGCCGGAGAGAUCAUCAGCAGGAAGCGACCGUUCCUCACUCGGAAAUGGGAUGCAGAUGAGGAUGUGGAUCGAAAGCACUGGGGCAAGUUCCAGGCCUUCUACCAGUACGCAAAGACAUUCAACUCUGACGAUUUUGACUAUGAAGAUCUCAAGAACUCUGACUAUAUUUUCAUGAGGUGGAAGGAGCAGUUUCUGGUCCCUGACCACACAAUAAAAGACAUCAGCGGCGCUUCCUUUGCUGGUUUCUACUACAUCUGCUUCCAGAAAUCUACAGCAACAAUCGAGGGCUACUACUACCACAGGAGCUCUGAAUGGUACCAGUCUCUAAACCUCACCCAUGUUCCCGAGCACAGUGCAGCCAUCUAUGAGUUCCGGUGACAUCGGCCAGCAUCGUGGAUCUUUUUUUGUUGAUGGACAGAGACUUAAAGCAAAGCAGAGGUCUGCAGAUGCUACUGAGGAGGACAAGAACGAUUAGGGAUGAUGAGAAUUUGGGCUUUGGAGAAGUGCAAACUCUUUCCCAAUAAACGGACAGACAGCUGAUUGACCAGUGCACGGGAUAUAGGACAAAUGAAUGUAUGUAUGGCCGAGAUAAGGAGAAAGAAAGGAAACAAGUGCAGCUCUGCUCCCUGGCUGGAGUUUGUAAAGUUAGAACCAGCAGCAGAGACUGGCUGUGGCUCAUAUAGUGUAUCCCUUUCUUCAUUUGUUUUUAAAAAAAACGCUUGGCGCAACAUCUCAAGACACUUUACAAGCUGAGUUGGGAAUUCCCCCUUUCUGUCUUGCAACUAGUUUCCAGCUCUCAUCCAGGCCGAUGCGGAGCGAGCGACAUAAACACAUUUGACUGCGAGUCGGACAAGGAUCGCUCUGAGGCGUCUGCUCUUACAAACACAAUCUCUAAAGAAGUAAAUCACCAAGUCUGUGUGGAAGAAAAGCAAGAGAGAUGGGUUCAUAAUUGAUUGGAGCUUUAAUCAGCCCAUAAGCUAGAACAACAGUAUUUUUUUUUAAAGCUAAGCUAGUUUGUUGUUAUUUUACUCUAAAUGAUGGACUCAGAGUGGCACUUUUAAAGGCCGCCAUGUAAGUGACACACAAAACGAGCUUUUCCCCCCAUGUGUUCAUACAACUGCUUGGGAGAUUAUCACUUGUGAUUGCUGUGGAUCUUGUUCUAUUGAGUUACAUUUGCACAAAAACUUUAUGUUACUAAUGCUUGCAGUCAGGAUUUUACACUCCCGUGCCCUAGUACACAAGCAUGAAGGUGGCGGAUCAAGUUUUUUUUGACUAGUUUUUAAGGGUUUGACUGUGUGGGCGCGGUUUAGAGCCAAAACAAUCACGUAAGUAUUCAUAAAGAGAGUAUUUUUAGCCUGGACUCUGCAUUAAACAGAGAGCUUUUUACUUCCUCAUGUCAUUUUAAAUUAAUACCCCCACUACCCCUGUACAUUUAUGUCUCCUCGACUAUGCAACGCUUUCAACAUAGCACUCUCCAAACUUAAAACCUUCAGUUUUCAGACAGAAUUUUAUUCUAUCCUUAUAGUAUAUAUAUAAAAAAAAAUCUAUCUUCACUAAAUAAAAAUAUUUUUGUUAAAUUGCCUAUGAAAACACUCCCUAAUCAUGUCCCUUUCCCAUGUGACGGUGCCAUGUUUCUAAAGCUUAUCAGAGUUGUAUUAUAACAGAUCAGAAGUGUGUUUGUUUAAGCCUGGAUUUGAUUGAUGGUGUGACUGUAAAGAAUGAAUUAUGGAUUUUAAAAAAAUCAUAUCAAAACAC
Messenger RNA from Larimichthys crocea (large yellow croaker), 2297 nucleotides. Its product is annotated as glucose-induced degradation protein 4 homolog. Lineage: Eukaryota; Metazoa; Chordata; Actinopteri; Sciaenidae. Gene Ontology annotation, biological process: protein catabolic process in the vacuole; negative regulation of gluconeogenesis; protein targeting to vacuole. Bases 264 to 920 code for a protein of 218 amino acids. The record is from RefSeq and is a predicted model, not a curated record. The transcript has 6 exons. Gene Ontology annotation, cellular component: GID complex.